UGUAGUCAUUCUGAGAUACAUUCUUAGAUUUGUUCUUCUUCCUCAGGGUGUCAUCCCCACCGCACAGCGGGCAGCCAUUGUGGUCGGAGUUGAACUUCCUGUCUAUGACAUCACAAAAAAGCACCUCCUUCGCUCCGGCCUGAUGGGAGACACCAUUUUAGCACAUUUCAUUUCCAGUUUCACGUGCGGGCUGGCGGGGGCGCUGGCCUCCAACCCUGUGGAUGUGGUCCGCACCCGUAUGAUGAACCAGCGGGUUUUAUCCGGGAGCCCCAUGUAUAAAGGAACGCUGGAUGGUCUGAUGCAGACAUGGAGGAACGAGGGAUUCUUUGCUCUAUAUAAGGGAUUUUGGCCAAACUGGCUGCGACUCGGUCCCUGGAACAUCAUCUUCUUCAUCACGUUCGAGCAGCUGAAGAAGCUCCCGUUUUAACGGGGGGGGGGGAUGUUGGUCUGCUGGACUUUAUGUGGAGUUUAUGGUCACCAGCAAAGAAGGAACCUGCCAGUCCGCCUGCACUCGCAUCCAGUCCUGUUUUUACUCUCCAUCUGUGCUUUCACUCCAUUUCAGUUGCUCUCCAUCAUGGCGGACGCUCCUCUGGCAGCUAAAGCUUUCGGAACGAUGGAGACCAGAUAGGUCACUGGGUUCCUUUACAGCUGAGAAAUAUCAAACAUUAUUAUUACAGGUUUGUUUUUAUCUGUUGAAAUGAAUGUUUUCUUUAUUUAUUCAAACAUCAUGAUGGUGUGUGACGCGGCUGCACAGGGAAAAUGGAAAAUAAUAUUUUUAGCCAAGGUGUUCAUUUAACAGAUGAAUGACAGGCUGGCUUUUAUCAGCUUCCCUGACUGACAUGAAAACAUCUCAGAUUCUUUGUGAAAAGAUGAUCAAGUUCAGAAGGUAAAGUUAGAGAAUCCACCUAUGGGAAGAUAUUUACCCCUAAAACCUUUUAGGGACAUUUUGAGAAGCUCUAAUUCUGAGCCAAAGUCUCCUCAGAGAACCAACAGACGGAUCAGAGUAGCUUUCUUUUAAAGAAGUUUAUUUAUUUCAUUUUGCCCCAGAGACGUGCUUCUCUGUAUUUAUUCAUCGCCGCCAUGCAGCACCUGCUGCAGCAGAUCCUGUAAACAUCUGGACAGGCCUUCUUCCUCUGAAUCAGCUGUUUUCAGUCUGUCGCUCUACUUUGUGCCAAAACUGCGAUUCAUUGAAUGCAUUAAGCAGACCAGAUUUAAUUAUUUGAUUUCUUUUUUUUUUUUAAAGGUCCAAAGUUGUUACACCUAAAUAUUCAUAUUCUGGAUUACCAAACAUGAUUCAAUAUCAGGUGUUAUUUUAUUUAAAGGUUUUUCAUAAAUCUGAGGUAGCUAACAUUUAAAAAUGAUCUAAGGGAUCCUGAUCAACUGUUUCUUAAUUAGCACUUUAAUUUAAGAUAAAACUUCUCCUUCAUUCCCGUCUAAACCAAUAAAAAAAAAAAAAGAUUUUCUAAAUGUAAAAGAUGUCCUCUACUGGAGACCAAAGUGCUCCCAGUUUGCCAGCCGCAGCUGCUGUUCUAGUUGGAGGAUUUCUAUACUUUUCUAAUGUUUACAACAAUUAAAAUUUGGCUGCUUAGAUCCGUUCUUCAUGUGAAACAUGCAGACGGCCUUGGUGUGAAACCUGAGGAGCUUCAAUCAUCAGUCUAACGAUGGUAAAGUUAUUUUUAAAACUACAGCUUAGAAGCUUUAUUCCUCAUUUUUUUUAAGAAUUGGGAAUAUUUUG
Molecule: messenger RNA, 1735 nt
Organism: Cyprinodon tularosa
Lineage: Eukaryota; Metazoa; Chordata; Actinopteri; Cyprinodontiformes; Cyprinodontidae
Product: brain mitochondrial carrier protein 1-like
Exons: 3
Source: RefSeq, a predicted model, not a curated record